Molecule: messenger RNA, 777 nt
Organism: Yarrowia lipolytica CLIB122
Lineage: Eukaryota; Fungi; Ascomycota; Dipodascomycetes; Dipodascales
Cellular component (GO): nucleoplasm
Molecular function (GO): RNA binding
Source: RefSeq, a predicted model, not a curated record
AUGUCCUACAACAUCACCGCCAAGGGCGUCUCGCCAACCACCUCCAAGGCCGAAAUCAAGAAGUACUUUUCCUUCUGUGGCAAGGUCAAGUCCGUGGCCAUUGACGAGGAGACCCACACCGCAACAGUCACCUUUGCCAACCUGGAGGCAGUUCGAACUGCGCUCCUGAUCGCCGACGGACAGAUUGGCGACUCCAAGGUGUCCAUUGAGGUCGACGACGCCACCCUCAAGAAGCUGGAUGAGCCCCGAGCCACUGAGACUGUUGAGAGCGACUCCAAGACCCAGGACGAAAAGAAGCCCUCCACUGCCGACUCCAAUGACGACGCUGCCGACGGUGCUCGAACCCCCGAGUCCAUCUCCCAGGAGCUCAAGCCUCGAGCCGCCAUUCUCGCCGAGAUGCUCUCCAACGGUUACGUUCUGUCCGACAAGGUUCUGGAGCGAGCCAUUGACUACGACAAGGAGCACGGAAUCACUGCCAAGUUCACAAACUACCUGACCGACCUGGACAAGAAGUACCACGUGGUUGACAAGGCCCAGGCCACCGACCAGGCCUACGGCAUCACUGCCCGACUCCAGAAGUACUGGGAGGAUGCUCUUAACACUUCCUACGGCCGAAAGAUCCGGGAGUACUACUCUGAGGCCGCCAAGGAGGCGUCCGAUAUUCACGCUGAGGCCCGACGCCUUGCCGAUCUCAAGGAGCAGGAGCUGGCCAAGCAGGCCGAGGAGAAGAAGGAUAAGAUCACUGAGGUCACCGACGAGAAGACUGAGAAGGCUUAG